Messenger RNA from Penicillium roqueforti, 2805 nucleotides. RefSeq lists its product as uncharacterized. Bases 1 to 2805 code for a protein of 934 amino acids. The transcript is spliced from 3 exons. NCBI's taxonomy places the organism in Eukaryota, Fungi, Ascomycota, Eurotiomycetes, Eurotiales, Aspergillaceae. The record is from RefSeq and is a predicted model, not a curated record.
AUGAAACUGCCCAAGAGCUUUACCAGGCGGAAAUCGUCCGGCAACGUUCUAGAGGAGGUGGAAUCUCCUCACCAAUCCUCCUUUCGAGUCUUUGAGCGCCCGGGGCCUCAUCGAUCCAUGACGGAUGGAGCAGCCCUGACCAAGCCGCUGAGUGAGGGCAACACGGUGCCGAUGACGGAGGAUUCUGAUAACAUCUUUGCGGAGAGGGAGCGACCCCUGGACAAGAGCCGUGGUAAUUACGAAAGCUCUACGUCAACUAGGCUAAGCUCGUCAUCCACCCUCCCAUCGUCCACCGAGGUCCCGCCGCCCGAGGAGACCUUAUCCCCGCAUUCCAGAAUCCAUGAUGUUCCAGCUCCCCCACCCCUCACGAGUGCGCUGCGUGCCGCAGGACGGACCUUCUCGUUCGGUGGUCGAUUCAGCAGGUCAGGACCACAAGUGCCUCGGCAACAAACACCAGAUGCCGCGAAGAAUCGCCCGGUGACGGGCAGCACCGACAGCACGGCCACUCCACCCAAGCUGCCCGAUACAGACUUCGCUCUCGGCUCGCAGGAUGACUUCAACAAGAUGUUUGAUAACCUGGGUGCUCGAGAGGGUUCGGCAAUACGGGGGUCAUCCCCUAAUCCGGGCAAGUAUUCCUCGUCUCCCCCGAGUCAUGUUCUGUCCGGGUUUCAAAACAGCAGAGCUGCCGCACCCGCUGCGAUUAAUACAGACCGAUCGACUACUAUUGAGUCACCCCCUUACUCCUGGGAUCGUCGCCCAUCCGAGGAGGGCCUGCUACGUGGCCCGCGUUCUCCGCCGCUGAAUCAGAGCCAGUCUACCCUCGAUACAGUUGUUGGUUUCCGGAAGUUUUCGCCGUCUCCCAAUCAGUUUGCCGAGGCUACUACUUCACAUCGUUCCUUAGAGCGCCCCCAGGGAUCGGAAAGGAGAGGACUGCGGAGGAGUGGGAUAUAUUCGGCCAAGGAAGAAUCCGGAUCUUUCGACGACGAAGAUGCCAAAAUGGUUCGACAGUCUGUCUUGUUCAGCAAAGAAAGCACGCCACCUUGGGCUGAGGGUAGCCCCUCCGGUGGAACCCCAUUGAUCGAUAAGGGCAAAGCACCUAAUUACUCUGGCCAAGUGAACCCAGAACCCGAUAAUAUGUUCCAAUACCGCCGUUCGCCCGCUCCGGCCGAGAGAUUGGACCCCUCCAUUGCGGAUCAUGCACGGUUGGCUGUGCAGUAUGCGGAUAGUCUCCCCAAGUCAUCCUCGCCGGGUAACAAGGUGAUGACUCCAUCUCAGUUCGAGCACUAUCGCCAGCAACAGGAACUUCGACGUUCUAAUAGCAAUGCGACUAAGAGCGAUGAUGAGUCCGACCAUGACGACUUUGACGACGAACAAGAUGAGGUGGAGAAGCAACGGGAGACGGAACGCCAACGACGAAGGCAGGAGGCUCAUCUCUCUGUGUAUCGUCAGCAGAUGAUGAAGAUCACCGGCCAGCAAGCACCCGUGCAAUCGCUACGCCCGGUGAUGAGUGGAGCUAGCAACAGCACGCCCAACUUGCUCCCCAGUCGCCUGUCUGCACUAGGCGAGAAGUCCACCAGUGGGAAGAGCAGCGAGGAAGAGGAUGACGAUGUGCCGCUUGGUAUUCUGGCCGCACACGGUUUCCCUGGUCAAAACCGCCCGCCAACCCGCCUGAACAACGUCAGCUCCAACCCCAACCUUCGUGCAUCCAUGCAACCGCCAUAUAUAUCAUCUUCCAACUCUGUUUCAGGUGCCGAUCCGAACGGCAGCCGAGGCAGUCUGCCACCUUUUGCAAGGAACUUGCCACGAGAUCCUUACUUCGGUGCAGGUUUGGUUAACAACGCCAACCGUGAAUCGUUGGCGUUCGGAGGUGGUUCGGUAUAUGGGGGAUCGUCGUCCCCCGCACCUCCCCCUGGAGGUCUUGUCGGUGUUAUAGCAAAUGAGGAGCGGGCACGGGCCUUGCGCAGAGGAAGCCCGAAUACACAAGCAAUGCAUGAAAUGGGAGGGGUGCCUCGGCCAUACUCGACAAUGCCGCCGCCGCAGCAGCAAAACGUUACCGCCGGGGAACAAGCUUCUAUCCAGCUGUCGCAGCAGAUGGCCAACAUGAUGCAGAUGCAAAUGCAGUGGAUGCAGCAAGUGAUGCAAAUGCAAGGUGGGCAAGGUCAACCUAUGAUGCAAGGCAUGCCUCCUAUGAUGAUGCCUGGUGGAGCAAUGUCCAUGCCUCCCAUGGGCCCUCCUUCUAUAUCGGGACCCCAGUCCAUGGCUGGCAAUCCGAACUUCCGGCCGAUGUCCAUGCCCGCAACAUCCUUUCUCAAUAUGCCGCCCUCGCUUCCACCCCAAGUCGAUCAGCGCACGAUGAGCAUGCUGGACCCUAACGUUUCAGCCCGUAGGACCGGCUCGCCUAUGCCGAAUCUGUCCGGCAAUUCCUUCCGGCCCAACACCGGAUAUGCGGCUUCAAUCGCUCCGUCGGAGCGCAGUACCGCGGGCAUGGCGCCUCGUUACCGGCCAGUAUCAGUCAUGCAGCCCGAAUCUAAUUACGCGGUGGCAUCCCCAACAAACAAACCUUUCGGUGACGAAAAUCACAAUCCGUCCAUGCCGAUGCCUCAGUCUCACAUUCCGAAAUCGCAUCUCGCAACUGUAACCGUCCGCCCUGUUUCACGGGAAAAUCAAAAGCCCGGUUCUGAGGACGAAGAUGACGAUGACGAGGCCUGGGCUGACAUGGCGAAGAAACGUGAAAAAAAGAAGAGCAGCUGGAAGAUGAAGCGAGGGACAUCCUCGUUCGGGGAUCUGCUGAGCGCCGUGCACUGA